Onychomys torridus (southern grasshopper mouse) is the source of this 765-nucleotide messenger RNA. RefSeq names its product CD80 molecule (gene Cd80). NCBI's taxonomy places the organism in Eukaryota, Metazoa, Chordata, Mammalia, Rodentia, Cricetidae. Bases 1 to 765 code for a protein of 254 amino acids. The transcript has 3 exons. Gene Ontology annotation, biological process: positive regulation of T cell proliferation; T cell costimulation; negative regulation of T cell proliferation. The record is from RefSeq and is a predicted model, not a curated record. Gene Ontology annotation, cellular component: external side of plasma membrane; mitochondrion. Gene Ontology annotation, molecular function: coreceptor activity.
AUGUCGGGUUCCAAGUAUAAGCCUGCGCCCCUGGCCACUCUCCCCAGCACCCUCGACCCCGCAGAGUAUGACGUGUCUCCGGAGACCCCAAAAAGCGCAGGUCGAGCGCUUGAGCGUAUUGGCCAUGUGUCCAAGUCAGUGAAAGGAAAGGCAUCAUUGCCCUGUGGUUAUACGUUUUCUGCUAAAGAACUGACGAAGCUCCGAGUCUACUGGCAAAAAGAUGACAAAGCGGUGCUGAGUUACACCCCUGAGGAGAGAGAAGUGUGGCCCCAGUAUAAGAACCGGACUGUGCUUGACAUCCCUAACAACUUCUCUCUUAUGAUCAUGCCCCUGUUCCUGUCGGACAGGGGCAAAUACACCUGUGUCAUUCAAAUGUCUGAUGGAGGACCUUACAAACGGAAACACUUGGCUUCUGUGAAUCUGACUGUCAGAGCUGACUACCCAGUCCCUAAUAUAACUGAGCUUGGGAAUCCAUCUGCGGACAUUAAAAGGAUAAUGUGCAUAACCUCUGGAGGUUUUCCAAAGCCUCACCUCUCCUGGUUGGAAAAUGGAACAGAAUUAAGUGGCAUCAAUACAACAAUUUCUCAAGAUCCUGAAUCUGAGCUGUACACUGUCAGUAGCAAACUGGAUUUCAAUAUGACAUACAACCACAGCAUUGUGUGUCACGUUGUGUAUGGAGACUCUCAAGUGUCGAAGAACUUCACCUGGGAAAAACAUAAGGAGCAUUACACUGGCAAGUGUCUACUAUACUAUACUACUAUAUAG